CGUAGCUGAUAAUGUCCUUUUUGACAUUAGAUGGUAAUCCUGUGUGUAUCGACCAUAGACAACUGUAAUGUCAGAUUUCCAAAUGCAAAUAUAGAAUUACAUAUAUGUAAUUAUAAAUAUGUGAUUGAGUGAUUAAACAAUACAUUUUUACUAAAAAAACUUUAAUAUAGUUGCGCAAUAAGGUAACUGCAUCUCGAGAAAUGUAGGCUGCAGCACAAGAACUUAAAAACUACAAUUCCCAAGAUCCAGUCUCGUAGUAGCGCGAGGCUACUUUAUUUUUGAACGACUUCCUGAAGUGGAGGAGCUUGGUUAUGAGGGGCAGGGUUAUGCGGCUCCUUAGGGCAGUUCCGAGCGGGUUUUUAGCGGCGUCGGGCUUGAGGUCACACACUCGGGUAAUAUCGGGGAACUACAGCUCGGGACACGUGUGUUUCAGACGGAGCUGCAGCGGCGCCAUGGCCGAGGAGGCAAAGAAGCGUGCCGCUUACGCGGCUGUUGAUAACCAUGUUCAGGACAGCCACGUCGUUGGGGUGGGUAGCGGCUCCACCAUUGUUUAUGCAGUCGACAGACUGGCGGAGAGGGUCCGGCAGGAGAAGCUGAAGAUCGUCUGUGUCCCCACGUCCUUUCAGGCGCGUCAGCUGAUUCUAAAGCACGGUCUCCCCCUGUCCGACCUGGAUCGACACCCAGAGUUGGACGUGGCGAUCGAUGGCGCAGAUGAAGUAGACUCUUCACUCACUCUCAUCAAGGGAGGCGGUGGCUGUUUGGCUCAAGAGAAAAUUGUGGCGGAUUGUGCCAAACACUUCAUUGUCAUUGCGGACUACAGGAAGGACUCAAAGUGUUUAGGACAGCAGUGGAAAAAGGGCGUGCCCAUCGAGGUCAUCCCCAUGGCGUAUGUCCCAGUUUCCAGGGUGAUCACUCGCCGCUUUGGCGGGGAAACCGUGCUGCGGAUGGGUAUCAACAAAGCCGGUCCUGUGGUGACCGACAAUAGCAACUUCAUCCUGGACUGGAAGUUUGAGAGCGUGCACAACUGGAAGGAGGUUAAUAUGGCCAUCAAGAUGAUUCCAGGCGUGGUGGAGACGGGGCUCUUCGUCGGCAUGGCGGAGCGGGUCUACUUCGGGAUGCAAGAUGGCACUGUGACGUUUCGAGACCCUCCGGUUCAUUGAGGAGCUGAGUAGGCCACGCCCACCCUUGGCAUCGCAAGGCUGAUUGGCUGAUGCAGGCUACCACUGUAACUGACUCUUGGGCAGACUGGUGGUCUGUCUGGGGAAGGGGGCGGGGCAGGUACAGAAGACAAGAACCUCCCACAGGUGACUCUUGUGUUACCAUCUGACUGUUUCUCGUGAUCCCUCCUGUUGUAGUAACCCACACACCGUCCUGCCCUUUGUCCCCCUAGUGAAUGCCACCGUACUCUGGGUGGCCGUCUUCCUAUAAUGAAACCAGCAUGCUUGGUACUUCUGAACACGGCAGGCCAAAACAUCCGUUUGUUCAGUCAUCUUUGGCAAAAUUAACAGUUUAUUCCACUCUGUAAGCAGAUGGAGUCGUGUCUGACGUCGUAUUUUUUCCAUCUGUAAAAUCAUUUUAAUUCCAGUUUUCUAUAUGCACGUUUAAUGUUGCCAGCAUAUUACAGUCUUAGGCUGUUAUACUUUAUCGCCAAAGUCUCUGAAGCCAAACAUCUUUUAAGCUGUUUUAGUUUUGAAUAAUUUAAAGGCCGGUAUCCAAAUAUAUUCAUCUGACUGCACUGCAUAGUUGCUUGGAAAAAACGUACCUUUUAAAGCUCUAUUAAAGUGCAAUGCAUCACCGUUAUUACCUUUACAGUAACGGUGAUAUUAUCUACGUUUGAUUUUGUCACACGGGUCAGUGGGCCACUUUAAAGUGUCAACCUGCUAAGUCACAGUAUUCUGUGAGGUUUAUGGUUUUCUCAUACAGCUGAAUGCUGUGUAUUUCAUAUUAUUGCCUUUGCUAAAAAAAAUUCUUAAGAUACUGAUGGUCCAGCAGGAAUUGAACAUAGGAAUCAGUCAUUCAGCUCAUCCUAUAGCUGUAAGUUGGAGUGCAGCAGCACCAAAACAGACCUUGAUACACUGAAGUUUAUCUUGCCUUUGUUUAAUACUUUAUUCACCCAGUAAGCUAUUUCCCUCAACAGCGAAGACCUCUAAAUUACGCACAGUAUCACUAAGCAUUGCAUUUUUUCCCUUUUCUUCCGUUCCAUGGUUACCUUUACGUGCCUACUUUUUCCACUUAAUUUUUCCGGUUAAAAUGUGAUUGUUGGACUUUGAACUGAAAUACCACGCAGGCCUUAUUGUGGACAUUUUUAACUCUUAAUUUUUUAAUCUGAAAAUCUAGACAUACUUCUAACAUGUCUGAUUAAUUUUGAAAGUUGUCUUUGGUUUUACAUUAAAGAUUUUUUUUGCA
This is a messenger RNA of Paramormyrops kingsleyae, 2406 nucleotides long. It is a transcript of the gene rpia, whose product is annotated as ribose 5-phosphate isomerase A (ribose 5-phosphate epimerase). The record is from RefSeq and is a predicted model, not a curated record. Gene Ontology annotation, molecular function: ribose-5-phosphate isomerase activity. Gene Ontology annotation, cellular component: cytoplasm. Gene Ontology annotation, biological process: D-ribose metabolic process; pentose-phosphate shunt, non-oxidative branch. Lineage: Eukaryota; Metazoa; Chordata; Actinopteri; Osteoglossiformes; Mormyridae.